Molecule: messenger RNA, 1804 nt
Organism: Dipodomys ordii (Ord's kangaroo rat)
Lineage: Eukaryota; Metazoa; Chordata; Mammalia; Rodentia; Heteromyidae
Gene: Dscc1
Product: DNA replication and sister chromatid cohesion 1
Exons: 11
Coding region: 1-1230 (409 amino acids)
Biological process (GO): maintenance of mitotic sister chromatid cohesion; mitotic sister chromatid cohesion
Cellular component (GO): nucleus; chromatin; chromosome, centromeric region
Source: RefSeq, a predicted model, not a curated record
AUGGAUUCUUUCACACACAAGCUCUGUGUCACUAAGUUACACCCCCAGAUGUGUCAUUUCAUUUUAAGAGAGAACCAACUGCAAGUUAGGAAAAGGGUUGAGAAACAUGACCCCAGUUACUGGAAAAUGGACAAGUUGGUCAAGUUCCUGGAAAAAGCAGCUCUGAUCCACCCAAUACCAGGGAGGGAGGGAAGGAGAGAGUGUGUGAGUGCGCACGCGCGCUGUACCAGUCUUGUGAUUCGUGGUGAUAAAGAUGAGCAAGCUGUGCUGUGCAGUAGAGACAAAACCUACGACUUGAAGAUAGCAGACACUUCGAAUAUGUUGCUUUUCAUCCCUGGUUGUAAAACCCCAGACCAGCUGAAGAAGGAAGAAUCACCACACAGCAUUGUGCACACUGAGAUCUUUGGUUUUUCUAACAAUUAUUGGGAAUUAAGAAGAUGCAGACCUAAAUUAAAGAAGCUAAAGAAACUUCUGAUGGAAAAUACCUACGAAGGACCUGACAGUGAAAAAGAAGGUGAUUUGAGUCGCUCAAAAUAUACAACUGAAGAUUUGCUUGAUAAAAUCCAAGCAAGUGAAGAAGAAAUAAUGACCCAGUUGCAAGUUCUAAAUGCCUGUGAGAUUGGAGGUUAUUGGAGGAUUCUUGAAUUCGAUUAUGAGAUGAAACUUCUCAGCCAUAUAACUCAGCUUGUGGAUUCAGAAUCUUGGUCUUUUAAUAAAGUUCCUUUGAACAUAUGCCUUCAGGAACUUGGACCAUUGGAGCCAGAAGAAAUGAUAGAGCACUGUCUUAAAUGUUAUGGAAAGAAAUAUACAGAUGAAGGUGAAAUUUACUUUGAAUUAAAUGCUGAUAAGAUAUGCAGAGCCACAGCACAAAUGUUACUUCAGAAUGCAGUGAAAUUUAAUCUUGCUGAGUUUCAAGAAGUGUGGCAACAGAGUGUUCCUGAAGGAAUGGUGACCAGACUUGACCAGCUCAAGGGUUUAGCACUGGUGGAUAGACACUCAAGACCGGAAAUCAUAUUUUUGCUGAAAGUAGAUGAUUUGCCUGAGGGAAAUCAGGAACGUUUUAAUAGCCUAUUCUCACUAAGGGAGAAAUGGACAGAAGAAGAUAUUGUUCCAUAUAUCCAAGAUUUGUGCGGAGAAAAGCAAACCACAGGUGCAUUGCUCACUAAAUAUUCUCGUUCUUCUAUGCAAAAUGGAGUUAAAGUUUAUAAUUCCAGACGACUUAUUUCUUGAAAGACCAAUUUUCUUUUCUUUGGGAUUAAAUUGUUUUAUAAAGAUACUGGAUAUAAGAAAAAUAUUCUCAUCUGUAUUUUAUUCCUCAAUUUUUAACCUACCCCUUGAAUUCAUUUUAAACAUCUUAAUACUAGUAUAAUUUUUUUUUGUUUCUGGAAGACAACAGGAUAUUUCUUUACUUCCACUUUUUAAAUUGUCUUCAAAUAGUUAUACAGGAGGGUUUCAGUUGAAAAUGUCCAUUGCUGUGAACAGUGCAUCUUGUUCAGUGUCACUCCAUCCUUUCACCAUUCUUCCCCAUCUAUCCCAUCGCCACACAUCCUCAAGUUUCCUAGUUCCAUUUUCUCAUAUGUACACUGAGUGUUAUGACUGUAUUUGCCCACUAUUUCUUUCUCCAUUCAUUUGCCCUCUUCCUCUUAGUUCUUUCCCGCUCUGAGAAGGUAUAUUUGAUUAGGAUAUUUCUAUAUCCUUCAGAUUAUAGUUAUACUAUGUACACUGCACACAAACAAAAGAAUUACUUUGUGUACUUAAUAUGUCUGAGGUAGGUAUACAUAGUUCUUUUUAUCCAAAGAAUUUU